Ustilaginoidea virens is the source of this 1011-nucleotide messenger RNA. RefSeq lists its product as uncharacterized. Lineage: Eukaryota; Fungi; Ascomycota; Sordariomycetes; Hypocreales; Clavicipitaceae. The transcript has 3 exons. The record is from RefSeq and is a predicted model, not a curated record. The coding region runs from base 1 to 1011 and encodes 336 amino acids.
AUGGCCGCCCAAGCGCCAGCGAAAUCAAACUCAACCUCUCCGGCCACCCAAGCAGGCGACGCCAAUGACGUGCCCGAAUUAUCUUUCGGUAUGCUGACAAAGGACGCCGACAAGCAAGAAGCCAUGAAGCUGGUGGCAGACAGCAUCGCGCAACAGCGUCAAAUUGCCUCCUUUUCCGUCAUCGCCCACCCCGCCUGCCUCGCAGGGCUGCUUGCGGGUUGCGCGUCCAUCUACCGCCUCAAUGCGCAUGGCGACUUUGGCAGUGGCCUCCUCAUGAUGUGCGGGCUGAUUCUUGCCUACCUGGCCGGCGUGCGGCUCCUGACAGCCAGCUACAUUCGGUUGGCCGAGAGCUUCAAGUGGAAGGAAUGGAUUGCCAGCCCCCAAGGCCAAGACGACUACAUCCUCGCAGCACGUUUCGGAGGCCAGAUCAUUGCCACGCUGGUGCUGCGAAUUGCGGCACCGCCCGGACGCGCAAAGACGGCGGCGGCGGCAAAGGCGUCUUGUCCUCCUUCCGUCCGGGGCGGCCGAGGAGUCAUUCGCGCUUGGACGACGCGGCAAAGGUACCGCAACCGGCGCAUCGGGGGCGACAUGCUGCGCCUGGCGGUUCUGACGACGCGCAGUAGGUGCGGUGACGGUUCGCACGUGUCUUUUGACGUCGACCACGCCAACAGCGCACGACCUCUACACGACAUGUUCAACAGGCCGUUUGCCAAGAGCGAAGAAAGAGCGGCCCAAGCGUUAAAGCACGCGCUUGAAGCCUGCGACCGCGGAGAAAGCAGCUUUCGGACUGGGGCUUUUGUUCAGGAUGACGAGUUUGGCCAUGACCAACGGCUGGCAUGCUUUGUACGCCCAGUCCAGGGAGGACUCGUAUGGCCGUGGCUGAUUGAUGGAAACCCUCCUGAAAAGCAACAACCACCCCGUGACACCCUGUUGGGCGGCCCUGCACUGAUGAGAGGAUCUUGUCCAUCUCGUAAUUCCAAGCAGGCUACCAUGAGCCCCUUGCCACCUUGA